Messenger RNA from Nannospalax galili (Upper Galilee mountains blind mole rat), 2367 nucleotides. RefSeq names its product ADAM metallopeptidase domain 7 (gene Adam7). Gene Ontology annotation, biological process: proteolysis. Gene Ontology annotation, cellular component: plasma membrane. The record is from RefSeq and is a predicted model, not a curated record. Lineage: Eukaryota; Metazoa; Chordata; Mammalia; Rodentia; Spalacidae. Gene Ontology annotation, molecular function: metalloendopeptidase activity. The coding region runs from base 1 to 2367 and encodes 788 amino acids. The transcript has 23 exons.
AUGUUCCCCAAGGGGAUAAUUUUGAUGACUGUCCUCAUUUCACAGAUUACAGAAAAGGUGAUCUUUGGAGUAGAGGGUCAAGAACUGGUUCAUCCUAAAAGGAUUCCUCUGAAACAGAAGAGAAAUCUUGAGCACAGCCACGAUUCUAUUCUUCAGGAGACUCAUGAGGAAGAAUUGUUGUAUGAAAUUAAAGUAGGUAGAAAAACUUUAAUCUUCCACCUUCUGAAAUCAAGGGAAUUCCUUGCUUCAAAUUACAGUGAAACAUUCUACACCAUAAUGGGAAAUAUCGUCACCAACUAUCCCCAGAUCUUGGAUCACUGUUUUUACCAAGGUUCCAUCAUACAUGAGUUUGAUUCUGCUGCCAGUAUCAGCACUUGUAAUGGUCUGAGGGGCUUCUUCAGAGUGAACGGCCAGCGGUAUCUCAUCGAGCCAAUGAAAUACUCAGAUGAGGGAGAGCAUCUGGUGUUCAAAUACAAUUACAAGGUGCCCUAUGUUGUCAGCGAUUCCUGUGCCGGGCUCAAUUUUACCAAGAAACCUGCUGCAAUAGAUCCUAAGUAUCAGGAAGAUCAGAAAGUGGAAGGCUUCUACAAAGAAAAGUUUAUUGAACUGUUCAUUGUUAUAGAUGAUUAUGUGUAUCGCAGGAAUAGGAAACCUCACAACAAACUAAAGAAACGAAUUUGGGGAAUGGUCAAUUUUGUCAACAUGAUUUAUAAAACCUUGAACAUUCAUGUGUCAUUGGCUGGCCUUGAAACGUGGACAACUGGAGACAAAAUAGAAAUAGAUUUGAAUAUAGAAACUACCUUACUGCGUUUUUCAACCUGGCAAGAAACAGUCCUUAAAAAGAGAAAGAAUUUUGAUCAUGCUAUUUUACUGAGCGGGAAGUGGCUCUACAUGCCUGAGCAAGGGAUUAGCUACCCAGGGGGAAUGUGCCUGCCUCUUAGUUCAGUCAGUGUUGUAAAGGAUCUUCUACCGGAUAUAAACAUAGUUGGAAACAGAAUGGCUCAUCAGUUGGGACACAACCUUGGGAUGCAGCAUGAUGAGUUCCCGUGCACCUGUCCUUUGGGAAAAUGUGUGAUGGAUGGUGGAGGAAGCAUUCCUGCAAUAAAAUUCAGUAAAUGCAGCCAAACCCAGUACCAGCAAUACUUGAAGGAUCAUAAGCCAGCAUGCAUGCUCAAUAAUCCACUGCCUGUCGAAGUUAAUGAUGACUCAUUUUGUGGGAACAAGAAAGUGGAAGAAGGAGAAGAGUGUGACUGUGGACCUGUUCAGGAGUGUACCAAUCCUUGCUGUGAUGUAAACAAAUGUCUACUGAAGCCAGGGUUCAAUUGCGCAGAAGGAGACUGCUGUGAAUCUUGUCAGAUAAAGAAAGUAGGGACCAUAUGCAGACCAGCAAAAGAUGAAUGUGACUUUCCUGAAGUGUGUACUGGGUACUCACCUGAGUGUCCUAAGGACCAGUUCCAAGCCAAUGGGUUUCCUUGCAAGAAUGGACAAGGCUACUGUUUUAUGGGGCAGUGUCCCACUCUGGGUGAUCAGUGCUUGGAACUGUUCAAUGAUGGAGCACAAGAAGGCCAUAAUAUCUGCUACAAGAUGAAUAAAAAAGGAAACAAAUUUGGAUAUUGCAAAAAGAAGGGAAACAAAUUUGUCCCCUGUGAAGAGAAAGACAUCAAGUGUGGAAAGAUCCACUGUACUGGAGGCCAGCACUCACUACUUCUUGGAGAAGACUAUAACUUCAAAACCCAAAAGGAGAAUGUCACAAUCAAAUGCAAAACCAUGUUUCUGUAUCAUAAUUCUAGAGAUAUCGGCCUGGUUAAAUCUGGAACAAAAUGUGGAGAGGGAUUGGUGUGCAGCAAAGGUGAAUGCAUACGGAAGGAGAAGGCCUACAACACAACUGGAUGCCCCUCCCAGUGUGAUGAAAAUUCUGUGGAUGACCAUGAACCUGACUGCCAGUGCAAAGAAGGACACAUAAUCACAGACUGGGGAGAAGCCAUAAAUCUUACCAGUUUCUCCAUCAUGGCUGCUGUGCUUGUCAUGAUUGUGAUUGGCAUUGGACUUGUCAUACUAUUAAUUCGUUACCAGAAAUGCAUUCAGUUGAAGCAGGUUCAGAGCUCUGCUAGAGAAAUAAGGGGAGUAGAGAAUAAAGGAUACUUUGCUAAUGAGCAGCAGUCAAAAACUGAGCCGGUCCUGAGAGAUAUCCACCCUCUACAUACAAUAGCAGAGUCCUUGGAGAGUCUUCCAUCCAGCUUUUCAAGUCCCCACUACAUCACACUGAAAUCUGUCAGCAAAGAUCCAACAGGAAUAGAAGACCCCAGUGAAAAUGACAAGGUGAAUUCAAAAUUGGACAUCCAGAAUGGCUGUGCAAGGCUGGGCUGA